Lagopus muta (rock ptarmigan) is the source of this 4814-nucleotide messenger RNA. Its product is annotated as zinc finger protein 532-like. Bases 942 to 4814 code for a protein of 1290 amino acids. The record is from RefSeq and is a predicted model, not a curated record. The transcript has 10 exons. Lineage: Eukaryota; Metazoa; Chordata; Aves; Galliformes; Phasianidae.
GAGGAGAGGGAGAGAGCCUCGUAAAUAGCCUUCCUACAAGACAGCAGUGAGAUGGGGAUUGUCACAUAGUGAAGGUAGUUAUGGGUUGUGGAGUGCAAGGCUGAGUAGCCAUAGCUGAGCAGAGCGAGCAGUGCUGUGUGGGGCAGCCAUUGGCCCCGCUGGAGGACAGGCAGGGAUGUGGGUAGCAGCACUGCUCUGGGCAUGGCAGGAGCACCAUGGGAGCCGUAGCCUUGGCCCUAAGGGCUGCAUGCAGCACUGGGACAGGACCAGCAGCCAUUUUGGUGGGGUGGGCCCUGGCCUCCUGUGGCUGUGGGGCCAUUAGGCGUGGGGUGCUGCAUGCUGCUCAGUGCCUCAAGGAAGGCCGAAUAGCAAAAAGGAAAAAUAAAACAACAAAGCAUCUCAGCAGUCAACUCAAAGUUGUUAGGAGGGGGCCAAGGCAUAGCUUUGCAGGCAUCUCUUGCUGUGGAAAUGGAUUUUGUGAGGGGAGGGUGGUGCAUGCAUGGGUAAUCUCUGUAGUUAAUGCAGUGCAGAGAAGGAAAAAUGCCACUGAGUGGCCCCAGAUGUGGGAGCAGAGGGGAGGGCAGGCAGGAGUUGACCCUGCAUGGCUGCCCCACAGCCAUGGGCACGAGGGCAGAGGUGAUGCUGCUCCCCAUAGACCAGGGGAGCAGAGCAGCAGCCCUGGGUAGCAGCUGUUUCCCUGUGCUGUGGCCAAGCUUGCCUGGUGCUGUAAGAGAGAUUCUGUGCGGAUUUUUAUUGCUGUCUCUUAGCUACAGCCAGGCAUGCAAACAGCUUUCAGCCAGGUUGUGAGAGGCCUAUUGAUUGGGACUGCCUUUAACCCUUUCAUAUUUGCAGAGUUAAUCCAUCUGCGGCAGUAACUGAGUGUUGGCAAAAAGAAUAUUUCAGAGGUCAAGGUUCACAAAGACUUGCCUACAAUCGUGACCAUGGGGGAUAUGAAGACCCCAGAUUUUGAUGAUCUUCUUGCAGCCUUUGACAUACCAGAUGUGGUUGAUCCAAAAGCAGCUAUUGAAUCUGCACAUGAUGAUCAUGAAAGCCACAUAAAACACAAUGCACAAACAGAUGAAGAUUCUCAUACACUAUCAUCAUCCGAUGUUGGUGUGAGCGUCAUUGUGAAAAAUGUACGUACUAUUGAUUCUUCAGAAAGUGUAGACAAGGAUGGCCACCAUUCCACAGGCAAUGGCUUGCAUAAUGGCUUUCUAAUAUCCUCAAGUCUUAAUAGUUACAGUAAAGAUGAAAGCAAGUCAUUUAAAGAUGAUGGGUCAGCUUCUGAGACUACACUAAAGGAUUCGGCUUUCAACCAGUUUAGUCCAAUUUCAAGUGCUGAAGAAUUUGAUGAUGAUGAAAAAAUUGAGGUAGAUGAUCCUCCAGAUAAAGAAGAGGUGCGUGGAAAUUUCAGAGCAAAUUUCUUGACAGAUUCUGUAUAUCAGCAGGAAUAUGACAAAGUAAAGACACUUGAGGGAGAGAAUUUGAUUAAAUCUGGUAUCUCAGUUUCAAGUAGUAUAGAUAAAAGUAAAGUUGCUAAACGAGAGACAAACUCUGUGACUUUACAUGUCUAUGAGCCUUUCAAAGCUCUCAAGGCAGAGAACAAAUUGAUAGAAGACAAUUCUGAGAAGCUUCUUGAAAACAGAGUACUUGAUGGAAAACUAUGUACUGAAAAAAGUGAAACAAAUCUUGCCGGCAUUUCACAGUCCAAAACAAAGUCAUCAGCAAAGCUUUCUUCAUGCAUUGCUGCGAUUGCAGCACUGAGUGCUAAAAAGGCAGCUACAGAUACCAGCAAAGAUUUACAGUCUAAUUCAGGAGAGUCUUCUCCAUUACCAAAACAUGAAAGUCCCCUAGCUAUUGAAAAUUCACCUGAAUCUCAAAGUCUUAUUGAUGAUGCUAAAAAGCCAUCUAUAAAACCACCUGAUAGUCCCAGAAGUGUAUCAAGUGAAAACAGUAGCAAGGGAUCUCCAUCUUCUCCUGCAGGGUCCACACCAGCAAUUCCUAAAGUUCGCAUAAAAACCAUCAAGACUUCCUCUGGGCAGAUCAAGAGAACUGUUACUAGAGUGUUGCCAGAAUUUGAUUUGGACUCGAGUAAAAAACCAGAACAGACUGCUUCUAUGGUAACUUCCAUGACAUCCCUCCUGUCCUCACCAACUUCUGCUGCUGUUCUUUCCCCUCCUCCUAGAGCUCCUCUCCAGUCCGCAGUUGUUACCAAUGCAGUUGCAUCUGCAGAACUCCCACCAAAGCAGGUCACUAUCAAACCUGUGGCUACUGCCUUUCUCCCAGUUUCAGCAGUGAAAACAGCAGGUUCACAAGUUAUUAAUUUGAAGCUUGCUAACAAUACUACAGUGAAAGCCACUGUACUAUCUGCUGCUUCCGUGCAGAGUGCCAGUAGCGCCAUUAUAAAAGCUGCCAGUGCGAUACAGCAGCAGACUGUUGUGGUGCCAGCAUCAAGUCUUGCCAGCACUAAACUUGUGCCAAAGACAGUCCAUCUUGCUAACCUUAAUCUUCUGCCUCAAGGUGCUCAAACCACCUCUGAACUCCGACAAGUGCUAACGAAACCCCAGCAACAAAUAAAGCAGGCAAUAAUUUCUGUAGCAGCUCCACAGCCUUCUAAAAAGGUGUCUCGAGUCCAAGUGGUGUCAUCUCUACAGAGUUCUGUAGUGGAAGCAUUUAAUAAGGUUCUGAGUAGUGUCAACCCUGUCCCAGUUUAUAUCCCCAACCUUAGUCCCCCUGCCAGUGCUGGAAUAACGUUACCGACACGAGGUUACAAGUGUUUGGAGUGUGGUGACUCCUUUGCUCUUGAAAAGAGUCUGACCCAGCAUUAUGACAGGAGGAGCAUGCGAAUUGAAGUGACUUGUAAUCAUUGUACAAAGAACUUAGUUUUCUACAACAAAUGCAGUCUUCUUUCCCAUGCUCGUGGACACAAGGAAAAAGGAGUUGUAAUGCAGUGUUCGCACCUGAUUUUAAAACCAGUCCCAGCAGAUCAAAUGAUAGCAUCUCCUUCAAGCAGCACUGCUACAUCUAUGCUUCAAAGCCCAGUGGGAGUUGGCAUGCACACUGUAACGAAGAUACAGUCUGGCAUAACGGGAAUAGUCAUAUCAGCCCCAGCAAGUACCCCCAUCGUCCCAGCCAUGCCACUAGAUGAAGAUCCAUCAAAACUCUGUAGACAUGGUCUAAAGUGUUUGGAGUGCAAUGAAGUUUUCCAAGAUGAGACAUCUCUUGCUACACAUUUCCAGCAGGCUGCAGACACAAGUGGACAAAAGACAUGCAAUAUCUGCCAGAUGCUGCUUCCUAACCAGUGCAGUUUUGCAUCACACCAGAGAAUUCAUCAGCAUAAAUCUCCAUACACGUGUCCUGAAUGUGGAGCAAUCUGCAGAUCUGUCCACUUCCAGACUCAUGUCACUAAGAACUGCCUGCAUUAUACUCGAAGAGUUGGUUUUUGCUGUGUGCAUUGCAAUGUUGUGUACUCUGAUGUGGCGGCACUCAAGUCUCACAUUCAAGGUUCUCAUUGUGAAGUCUUUUACAAAUGUCCUAUCUGUCCCAUGGCAUUUAAGUCUGCUCCCAGCACACAUUCCCAUGCCUAUACACAACACCCAGGUAUCAAGAUAGGCGAACCAAAAAUAAUAUAUAAAUGCUCUAUGUGUGAUACUGUGUUUACUCUACAACCUCUGCUCUAUCGCCACUUUGAUCAGCACAUUGAAAACCAGAAGGUGUCUGUUUUCAAGUGUCCAGACUGUUCUCUUUUGUAUGCACAGAAGCAGCUUAUGAUGGAUCAUAUCAAGUCUAUGCAUGGAACUUUGAAAAGUGUUGAAGGGCCACCAAACCUGGGAGUAAAUUUGCCUCUGAAUACGAAAUCCACAAAUCACAGCUCAACCAUUCACAACAGAGAGGACACAAGAUCUGUCAACAGAACAGAAAAGUUAGAGAAGAAAUCUCCUAUAAAGAAAGGAGAACCUAAAAAAGUCAUAAAUCGUGGCUGGACGUGUUGGGAUUGUGAUAGGCUCUUCACUCAGAGAGAUGUUUACAUCUCCCAUGUGAGGAAAGAACAUGGAAAGCAAACGAAGAAACACCCUUGUCGACAAUGUGACAAAUCUUUCAGUUCAUCCCAUAGUUUAUGUCGUCACAAUCGUAUCAAGCACAAAGGCAUUAGGAAGGUUUAUACAUGCUCGCACUGCCCAGAUUCAAGACGUACUUUUACCAAGCGAUUGAUGUUGGAAAAACAUAUUCAAUUGAUGCAUGGCAUUAAAGACCCUGAUGUAAAAGAAAUGACUGAAUUAACUAGUAUGGAGGAAAGGGAAGUAAAAGAAGAUACAAAGGUUCCUAGUCCAAAGCGUAAACUGGAAGAACCUGUACUGGAAUUCAGGCCUCCACGAGGCGCAAUCACACAACCACUGAAGAAGCUAAAAAUAAAUGUUUUUAAGGUUCAUAAGUGCGCUGUCUGUGGCUUUACAACAGAAAAUCUUCUCCAGUUUCACGAACAUAUUCCUCAGCAUAAAUCUGAUGGCUCUUCAUACCAGUGCAGGGAGUGUGGACUCUGCUACACGUCUCAUGUGUCUCUCUCCAGGCAUCUCUUCAUUGUACACAAGCUGAAGGAGCCACAGCCAGUAUCAAAGCAGAAUGGAUCCAGGGAGGAUAAUCAGCAAGAGAAUAAACCCAACCAUGAGGAUGAAUUGUCUGACAACACAGUGUUGGACAGAAGAUGCAAAGUUUGCGCAAAGACUUUUGAAACUGAAGCGGCCUUAAAUACUCACAUGAGAACACAUGGCAUGGCCUUCAUUAAGUCAAAAAGAAUGAGCUCAGCUGAAAAGUAA